Molecule: messenger RNA, 3313 nt
Organism: Jatropha curcas
Lineage: Eukaryota; Viridiplantae; Streptophyta; Magnoliopsida; Malpighiales; Euphorbiaceae
Product: curculin-like (mannose-binding) lectin family protein / PAN domain-containing protein
Biological process (GO): protein phosphorylation; recognition of pollen
Molecular function (GO): ATP binding; protein serine/threonine kinase activity
Source: RefSeq, a predicted model, not a curated record
AAAUUAAAAAGCACACAAAAUCAUUUCUGAUUUCUCUCUCUCACAAGUCGCAAACUGUAUUCCAUUUCACACUCACGUACACUUGCUCUCAUAAGUAACUUCAACUUGCUCUGUCUUUCCAGUGAUUCUCUUUCUCAGUAUCUCAAAGUCAAAUUCUUUUCCAGGCCACAUUGCCUCUCCAGUCUCAAAUCCGCCAUAUCUUUCUUCUUUGGUCUCUCACCAUUUCUGGUCAUCUAAGCCAUCCAGUUUCCCAAUUUUAUUACUUAAAUAUUCAUCAAUCUUGUUUGCCUGGUCAAAAAUAUUAGAUGCCCACAUGCCUGUUUUGUUCACUGACCCAAUAGGAAAGAUAUGAUACUUUGGCUAUGGUCAAGGCGGCACUCAACGCCGGAUUCUUGAAUUUCUGGCUUCUUCACUUCCACUUUCAGGUACCAAACUCUGAAUAGGUUUCCAAUCUGUUUCGUUGUCAUUGUUUUCUGCUUGUUCCAUCAUUAGCCCUUGAAAUUCUGUGAUCUGGGCAAGAUUUUUCCUUAUAAACUUUGAAAUGUGAUACAUUAGCCUUGAAUUUUAGUCGGUCGUUGACCAAACCUUUGAAAGGUUCCCUUUCUUGAGUUGAAUCUCUUAUUUUACGAGUCACAUUAUUUUCAAUCUUAAAAAUCUAGAUAUUUACCUGCGUUUUUCCCUUGAGUUUUGCCUCAUAAUGUGCAAUUUGAAGUUCUUCCUGAUUAAUUUAGUGGCUUUGUAAGCUUCUUGUUUUGUUGCAUUUCUAAGGAUAUUAAGUAUGCUUAAACACGACAGAUUCUCCCAUGUUUCACCUCUUCUGCAAUUUAUCUCUAUUUGGUGCUUUCUAUUUCAUGUGGUCCACUCACAAAUUUCUUUAGGUUCAAAACUUUCUGUAGAGGAAAAUGAUUCAUGGGUUUCUCCUAAUGGUAAUUUUGCUAUUGGAUUCUUUAACUCUUCUGAUCAGCCAAAUCAGUAUAGUGUAGGGAUUCGUUUCAAUUCUAAAUCUAUUCCUGUUAGUAAACAAAUUGUGGUUUGGGUUGCUGGAGCUGAUGUUACAGUUGGUAACAAGUCCUAUUUCCAGCUUUUAAAAAGUGGGGAACUGGUUUUGGUUGAUUCUUUGAAGGGAGUCACUGUAUGGAGUAGUAAAACUGGCCAAUCAGUUGUUUCAGCUCUUCUUCGUGACGAUGGCAAUCUUGUUUUACUGGAUGCAGCGGGAGAUGUUAUUUGGCAAAGCUUUGACAAUCCAACUGAUACACUUCUUCCCGGCCAGAAUUUAUCUGUUUAUAAAAGACUUAGAGCUGCAAGCAAAAAUUCUGUGUCAAGUUAUUAUAGUCUUUACAUGAAUGCUUCAGGGCAGUUACAGCUAAGAUGGGAAAGUAAUGUCAUGUAUUGGAAUAGUGAAAAUCCGUCUGCUUUGAACCUCAGUGCUGUUAUUACAUCUAACGGAGUUCUGCAACUUGUGAACCAGACUUCGGAACCCAUUUGGUCUGUCUAUGGAGAAGAUCAUAAUGACACUGUAGAUUUUCGGUUACUAAGGCUAGAUGUUGAUGGUAAUCUGCGGAUGUACUCAUGGAUUGAUGCUUUGAAAUCUUGGAGAUCAGUUUGGCAAGCUGUUGAGAAUCAGUGCAAUGUGUUUGCAACCUGUGGCCAACAUGGCGUCUGUGCUUUCAAUGCAUCAGGUUCAGCUGUAUGCCGAUGCCCAUUUAAGAUAAAAGCUGAUCCUAACUCAAAAUGCUUCGCACUAGAUUGCACCAAGGGUUCUAAUGUGGAAGAAUAUAACAAUACAUUUCUUUAUGAGAUUUAUCCACCAAGUGAUUCUGUUGUCCUAACUAGUUUGCAGCAAUGCAAGACCUUGUGUAUGAGGAAUCCGAUUUGUACGGCCGCAACCUUCACAAAUGAUGGAACUGCUCAAUGCCGGAUGAAAACCACCCCUUACUUCUCUGGGUAUUCAGGCCCCUCUUUAAGUUCAAUAUCUUUUAUUAAGUCAUGUAAUGACCCAUUAGCUGUUAAUCCCAACGUUGUCACAUCUUCUUCAGCGCAAUCUCCAGCUAAGCCCUCUUAUGGAUUUUGCAUUCCUUGUCUAAUAGGAGCUGCCUCAGGUACAUUUGUUCUAUUUGCUGUGGUUCAGUUAGUGCUUGGCUGCUACUUCUAUAGAAAAAGAAAUUUGAUUUGGAAGAAGGCUGCCUUAGCCUACAUGAGCAGCAACUCAAAGGGUGUAAUGAUGCUGUCCUUUGCUGAAAUAAAGGACAUCACAGGAAAUUUCAAACAUCAAAUUGGGCCAAAGAUGUAUAGAGGUGUGCUUCCAAACCAACAGCUAGUUGCAAUUAAGGACUUGGAAACAACAAUAGAAGAAAGAAAGUUCCGGGUUGCUGUUUCGAAAAUAGGAAGCAUACAUCACAAAAACUUAGUGAAGCUUAAUGGCUAUUGUUGUGAGUUAGGUCAGCGAAUUUUGGUGUAUGAGUAUGUCAAACAUGGUUCUAUGGAUAAAUAUUUAGAAGAUGAUGAGUUGAGUAAGAGAUUGACCUGGAGAAGAAGGAUUGACAUAUGUUUAGGUGUGGCAAGAGCUAUUUCUUAUUUACACACAGGAUGCAGGGAGUUUAUAAGCCAUGGAAAUUUGAAAUGUGAAACUGUAUUAUUGGAUAAAAAUUUUGAAGCCAAGCUGAGUGAAUUUGGGUUGGGGAUGGUUCAUUCUGGGGCAACAAGUGUUCGAGAGAAAGAUGUGGAGGAUUUUGGCAAGAUGGUGUUGAUAUUAGUAACCGGCUGCUGCAGAGUCGAGGAUGUUUGUGAGUGGACUUAUAAGGAAUGGAUUGAGGGGCACCCGGAAAGGACAGUAGAUAAAAGAAUUGGUGAUGAGGUUGAUGUACAGGAGCUGGAGCGAGCAUUUAGAAUUGCAUAUUGGUGCCUUCAAACAGACAAACGAAUGAGACCCUCGAUGAACGAGGUAGUGAAAGUAUUAGAAGGUACAUUGACAGUGGAUCCCCCACCGCCUCCUUUUGCUGGCCAGAGGUCAGGAGCAGAAGAAUCAUUAUAGUCAGGCUCAGAAUUAUAGGUUCAUUUAAAUUGUGAUGAAACUAAUCUUUUUUUGUUUUCUCCAUUUCAAUUCUGUAUAGUAGGACUAACUAUCCAUGGCAGUGACAAUCUGAAACCAAUUUAAAGGCAUGCCAUUUUUUUUCCCCAGAUGGGGGCAAGAUUGUAGAGUAGUUUGAGAAGAUAGUUCCAAUGAGAUAUUCCUAAACUGAAAUGUUCAGCAUCUACUGCAUUGUUUUUUUACUGCAGAAGUUUAUAUUGGGUCCAUUUUUUGCUUUCUCAUUCA